AUUCAGGAACACUCAAAGUCUGGAUCACUACAAACUUUGACAAACUUCUCUCCGAGUACUUUUACAAGUACUCCCUCUCUGCUUUGUGUACUUCUACCAUCAGAGUACUUUCUGAGACGAACAUGUUCAUACUGUGAUGUCAUAUAUAUUCAGAGUAUUUGUGUUACUCCUUGUGCUGCAUAGUCCAGCAGCCGCCCUGAUCCUGGACCACCACGGUCCCGUUUGCCGGUCUCUCCUGACUCGCCUUAUCAAUACAAGUGAUCAGAUCCAUGUUCUGGACCAGUGCUGUGUGAAACCUGGUCCUGGACCAGGGUAGGUCCAGGACCAAGUCACUGAUGAAUGGUCUCUGAUUGGAGGACAGCCAAACAUAUUGAAACUAAAUGAUUGUUUCGCCUGGAAACCCAACUCUGAACUGUGUGUCCCGGUCCCGGUCCCGGUCCCGGUGUGCCCCUGCAGGCUGCAGCAUGGAGCGCUCCGGCAGCAUCCAGCUGGACAUCCCUGACUUCAGUAACUCGGUCCUGGUGCACCUGAACCAGCUGCGGGUCCAGGGCCGGCUCUGUGACAUCGUGGUCAACGUGCAGGGUCAGAGCUUCCGGGCGCACAAGGUGGUCCUCGCCGCCAGCUCUCCGUACUUCCGGGACCACAUGUCUCUGGGCCAGAUGAGCACCGUGUCGCUGACGGUGAUCCGGAACCCGUCCGUGUUCGAGCAGCUGCUGAGCUUCUGCUACACGGGCCGGCUGCGGCUGCAGCUCGCCGACAUCAUCAGCUACCUGACGGCCGCCAGCUUCCUGCAGAUGCAGCACAUCAUCGACCGCUGCACCCAGAUCCUGGAGGGCAUCCACCUGAAGAUCGGCCUGGCGGACCCGGACGAGGACCCCCGGGGGGGGGAGGCGGUCCGGGGCUCCGGGAACAGCAGAACCCUGGAGGCCACGGUGCGAGCGGGCGGCCACCACGCCGGCCCGCGGCCGCUCGCCGCCAGGGGGGGCGCCGAGGCGUGCGAGGCCGUCAGCCCCGCCGAGGAGACCCUCGGUCCGCCGCCCCCCGCGGAGCACGGUGGACUCGAGGGGACCGGGGCCCCCGGCAGAGCGGGAAAAGAACCGAUCCUUCGCAUCAACCGGGCAGGUCAGUGGUACGUGGAGACCAACAGCGAGCUGGAGCGGACCGGCAGCGCCGAGGAGGGCGUGGCCACGGGCCGCGUGAGGAUCAAGACGGAGAGGAUGGAGGACUGGAUCGGAGCGGGGGAGCACCAGGAGGAGGGGGGGCCGGCGGAGGACGGCGCCACCGUGAUGAUCGACACCUCGGGGCGCAGCACGCUGGUGGCGGCGCCGGGGAACCGCAGCACCCAGCCGUCCUCCAGCGAGACGGACAGGUUCAGUCCCUCGGCGGUGGUCUUGUCGGAGCGUCAGAGGGCAAAGAGCGAGUCUCCAAGCCGAGCAGACGAGCUGCGGCAGCCCGGCUCCCAGGGGGAGGAGCAUGCAGCGUUUGAUAUGGGGGGCUACGAGGACUACCUGAGGGAGCAGGUCGGGGACCGCUGGUACCGCUACAACCCGCGGCUCACCUGCAUCUACUGCUGCAAGUCCUUCAACCAGAAGGGCAGCCUGGACCGCCACAUGCGGCUCCACAUGGGCAUCACGCCCUUCGUCUGCCGGCUCUGUGGCAAGAAGUACACCCGCAAGGACCAGCUGGAGUACCACAUCCGCAAGCACACGGGCAACAAGCCCUUCCACUGCCACGUGUGCGGCAAGAGCUUCCCCUUCCAGGCCAUCCUCAACCAGCACUUCCGCAAGAACCACCCGGGCUGCGCCCCCCAGGAGGCCCCCAGCGCCUCCCCCGAGACCACCGUCGCCUCCAGGGGAGGGCCGAGCGCCGAGGCCUCCCCCGGCCAGGAGGAGCCCGAGGGCGGCGGGGGCCCCCAGGCCUCGGUCUCCACCACGGGGCCCGACUGACCCCGAGGAAGGGAGGGUCCCGUGGGUGGGUUCAGGGCCGCUCUGAUCCUUUUGCACCUGAAGCCAAGACAACGCUGAACCGCUGAAGUGGACCAGCGCCAGGAAGGACCGCCGAGUCCGGACUGAGAGGAUUUCUCCGUUUUAAACCGCAUCUACCUUCAGGAACGGAGCUCCAACCAAGGAGCUCCACCCCCCACAACCUCAUGCACCGCCAACCUCCUGGGCCUCGGGGCCUCGGGGGCCUCGUCUGCUUUAUGUUACAGAUUUCUACUUUUAUAUCGCGUCGCAGGUCCACAACAGUCUGCUGGACCUUUGCCAAACUGCUCGGUGCCGGUUCAACAGGUCUUCAGUUCUGACUCGAGACAAUCUGGAGCAGCAACAGUGAUAAUAAUGAUAAUCAUAAUGAUAAUCAUAAUGAUAAUCCUGCGGGCUCUUUGAACGCCGUAGACCAUCAGAGCUUCUUCACUUCCUCGUGGAGCUUCUGUUGCUUCUGCUGCUCAGUUUAUUGAUCAGUAGAUAUCAGAAUUAAGAAGCUGAAAAUUACUUUCCUAACUUUGACUUCAAAAUCACCUCAAAUUACUUAAUGUGGGCAAAAUAGUUGCAGAAGAAUUUGAAACAACAUAUUUGACAUUUAAUCACUUUCUGUUACUUAAUAUAAACUAAAAUAAAUUAUAUUGUUACAUGCAAGUAGACUGAGGG
This is a messenger RNA of Pseudoliparis swirei, 2645 nucleotides long. RefSeq names its product zinc finger and BTB domain containing 37 (gene zbtb37). Gene Ontology annotation, molecular function: DNA-binding transcription factor activity, RNA polymerase II-specific; RNA polymerase II cis-regulatory region sequence-specific DNA binding; protein binding. The record is from RefSeq and is a predicted model, not a curated record. The transcript has 3 exons. Gene Ontology annotation, biological process: regulation of transcription by RNA polymerase II. NCBI's taxonomy places the organism in Eukaryota, Metazoa, Chordata, Actinopteri, Perciformes, Liparidae. Bases 381 to 1946 code for a protein of 521 amino acids.